This is a messenger RNA of Aegilops tauschii subsp. strangulata, 2252 nucleotides long. RefSeq names its product peroxidase 4. NCBI's taxonomy places the organism in Eukaryota, Viridiplantae, Streptophyta, Magnoliopsida, Poales, Poaceae. Gene Ontology annotation, biological process: hydrogen peroxide catabolic process; response to oxidative stress. The record is from RefSeq and is a predicted model, not a curated record. Gene Ontology annotation, molecular function: heme binding; transferase activity; peroxidase activity.
GCCGCCGCCGUCGGCUGAGACUAGUUUCUUCAGGCCCACUGUUUUUUUAAGCCCAAGCAAAACUCGAUCCCGUUCGCCUCGCCGGGUCUCCCAUGCCGCCGGCGAGGAGCCCGGCCGCCGGCCUGCGGCGGCGCAAAGUCUUCCUCCCUCUCGUGUUGGUCCUCCCCCUUAUUCUAUUGACCCUAAUCCUGAUCUUCCCAUCUCGAUCCAUCCCCGCGCUCCGCGACGCAGCUCUCAGGUCCCAACAGAUCUGCGACUACGCUGCCGGCGGAUGGGUGCCCGACUCCUCCGCCGAGUCCCACCUCCGGUACGACCACACGUGCAAGGAGAUCUUCAAGGGGUGGAACUGCAUCGCCAACGGCAAGCGCAACGGCUGCGCCCUCCUCCGCUGGCGAUGGAAGCCCGCCGGGUGCGAGCUACUCCCCAGACUCGACCCGCUCCGGUUCUUAGAGCGUCACAGGAACACCAACAUUGGAUUUGUGGGUGAUUCUUUGAACCGAAACAUGUUUGUCUCAUUGAUCUGCAUGCUCAGGGGAGUGAACGGAGAGGUUCGCAAGUGGCGUCCAGCAGGGGCAGACCGAGGUUUCACAUUCCUACGCUACAACCUCACCCUCGCAUACCACCGAACUAAUCUUUUGGUACGCUAUGGCAGCUGGUCAGCCAGUCCAAACGGAGGUCCCCUAGAAUCUCUUGGAUACAAGCAAGGCCACAGGAUUGAUGUUGAUAUUGCCGACCAAACAUGGGCAGAGGCACCAAGCUUCCAUGAUAUUCUUAUUUUCAAUACAGGACAUUGGUGGUGGUCCUCUUCAAAGUUUGAUCCAAUACAGUCACCGAUGCUCUUCUUUGAGAAAGGGAAGCCGAUUAUACCUCCUUUACUGCCACCUCAAGGACUGGAUUUGACUCUUAAACACAUGAUAACAUUUGUGAACAAAGCAAUGAGACCCAAUGGAUUGAAAUUCUUCAGCACCCAAUCUCCUAGACAUUUUGAAGGUGGUGAUUGGAAUGAAGGUCAAUCCAUCUCUCGACACUUCAUUUCUCCGACGAGCACGAUGAGGACGGCGUUGUCGCUUCUCUCCUUCCUCGCCGUCUCAGUGCUUAUCCUCGCCCCCAUGGCGAUGGCGGACGGCUACAGCCAGCCGCAAGACUACCAGCCGCCGGCCUACAGGAAGCCCGCGGACGGCCUCGCCGCCGGAUACUACGGCGAGUCGUGCCCCGACAUGGAGGGCAUCGUCCAGAGGGCCGUCAAGAAGGCCUUCGCCGCAGACUACACCAUCGCCGCGGGCCUCAUCCGCCUCUUCUUCCACGACUUUGCCGUCGGGGGGUGCGACGCGUCGAUCCUGAUAGACGCGCCGGGGAGCGAGAAGUACGCCGCGGCGAGCAAGACGCUCCGGGGCUUCGAGCUCAUCGAGGCCAUCAAGACGGAGCUGGAGGCCAAGUGCCCCAAGACCGUCUCCUGCGCCGACAUCCUCACCGCCGCCACCCGCGACGCCAGCAGGGAGGUGGGAGUGAGCUACUGGCCGCUCGUCUACGGCCGGAAGGACGGCCGCCAGUCCCGCAAAGAGGCCGCCGACAAGUACGUGCCCAUGGGCCGCGAGAGCGUCACAGACCUCGUCGCCUUCUUCGAGUCCAAGGGCCUAAACGUCCGCGACCUCGUCGUCCUCUCCGGCGCGCACACCAUCGGCAAGGCCAGCUGUGCCGCCGUGAAGCCGCGUCUCUGCAAGAACAAGCCGGAGACGCUGGACGGCAAGUACGGCGACUUCCUGAGGCGCAAGUGCCGCCGCGGCGACGCGGAGCACGAGCGAGUGGAGCUCGACGGCGUCACGCCCACGGCGUUCGAUAACGGGUACUACAAGAACCUGGAGCGCAGGAUGGGACUCCUGGAGACGGACCAGAAGAUGCUCCAUGACUCCCGGACCAGGAGCUUCGUCCAGGAAAUGGCCAGAGAGCCCGAGGAAUUCAAGCGCCAGUUCGCCGAGUCCAUGCGCUGGCUCGGCAACGUGCAGGUCCUCACCGGCAGCGAGGGCGAGGUCCGAUCCAAGUGCUCCGCCGUCAACUACUGAUCGAUCCACAUUAUAUACGUCGGCGAAACAGCAUGCGCAUCUCGGUUAAUUUGUUGGUUCAGGAGCGAAAUGUUGCUUGCCUUUUUUGGUUUAAUUCAUACUUGUUUUGGUUAAUCUUUUUUAAACUACCUAUAUACUUAUACUUGUUUGUGGUGUAAAGUCAUGGCAUGUGUCAGACAUACUUUUGCCUCC